GUGCUUGGAAGCAAAGCACUAUAAAAUCCAUCGCACACUCCCCAUUCCACUCACUCCACUCCGAAGUAGAGGCGCAGAGCAAGAGCAGCUCACGACCAAUCACCAUGGCCUGCAGCAACCUCAAGCACCUGGUCGUCGCCUUCCUCGUCCCGCUCCCCUCCAUCCUCUUCUACCUCUCCUUCGUCCGCCCAGGGGGCGACGGCGACGACAGCCCGCUCUCCUCGUGGUGCGCCGCGCACCCGCUCCUCCUCGCCAACAUCCUCUUCUUCCUCAACGUCGACGUCCUCUUCUGGCUCGUCGGCCUCCUCCUCUCCAACCACUGGCUCAUUGACCUUUACUGGACCGUCAUCCCGGUGAUGCUGCUGCACUACUACCGGGGACACCCGGCGUCCGUGAUGGACACAGCGAGGUCCGCGGUGGCGGUGGCGCUCACCUGGGUGUGGAGCGCCAGGCUCACGCACAACUACCUCCGGCGGGAGGGCUGGGAGUUCGGCAAGAGGGAGGACUGGAGGUUCAACGAGAUGCGCGGCCAGUACGGCAGGACCUGGUGGUGGAUGUCAUUCUUCGCAGUCUAUAUCUCGCAGCAGGUAUUCCUGAUCGGCAUAUGCCUGCCGAUGUACGCCAUCCACUCCAGCAACCAGCCGUGGGGCAUCUGGGACCUCUUGGCAGCAACCGCCUGCAUCGCCGGAAUCGUCAUCGCUCACUUUGCCGACACCCAGCUGCACAAGUUCGUGACCAUGAACGAGAAACUGAAGCAGCUGGGCGAGCCUACUGUGCCGACCCUCGAGGAGGGCCUGUGGAGGUACUCGCGCCACCCUAACUACUUCGGCGAGCAGCUCUGGUGGUGGGGACUGUACCUCUUCGCCUGGAACCUGGGUCAGUGGUGGAUGUUUCUCGGGCCGCUCGUCAACAGCCUCUGCCUUGGCUAUGUCACGGUGCUCGUCGAGCGGCGUAUGCUGAAGCAGGAGCAUCGGGCUGAGGCAUACAAGCUGUACCAGAAGAGGACCUCGGUGUGGAUCCCCUGGUUCAGGAAGGCCGUCCCAGAACCAAAGCAGAAGGAGACCUAAGUCCGUCGUGCAGUUUAUUUUGGCCAGGUUGUUCACCAUGUUGUUGUUCCAUUCUGUCGUGCCAACCACUUGUCAUUCGAUCUGCUCUGUGCAGUUAACUAUGCUUGAAUUGUAACUUGUAUCAUGAUCACCUGUUAAGGUGUAAAUUAAUAAUAAUGUAACUACUUUGAUUUGUCUAAUCGCAAGCUUGCUUGCUGUU
Molecule: messenger RNA, 1266 nt
Organism: Phragmites australis (common reed)
Lineage: Eukaryota; Viridiplantae; Streptophyta; Magnoliopsida; Poales; Poaceae
Exons: 3
Coding region: 105-1067 (320 amino acids)
Biological process (GO): lipid metabolic process
Cellular component (GO): membrane
Molecular function (GO): oxidoreductase activity, acting on the CH-CH group of donors
Source: RefSeq, a predicted model, not a curated record